AUGCGCCCCGUUCCACCGCAAGUAACUCAGGGAUACGCAGCGUCACUACAUGUGCUAUACUGUGCAUUUACAUAAACAGAGGUGCAGUUAGUAUUUCGUGGGCAAGAUGAUAGUGGGAAAAACGAGAAGUGUCAGAAAUAGUUUAUAACUUCGUAGUCGUAACUUCUUUUUGUGUACCUAUUAUUAUCUGUUAUUUGCAUAUGAAAUCUAUAGAUGACUUUUCUACAACAUAUUAAAGACCGCAUCAAAAGAUUAAGAAUGGCAAGAUUUCGGUUUGGAAGACAGCACGAAGGUUAUCGCUUGAUAUCCAACGACGACAGCGGUUUCUCUGAUGCCCAGUUUGAGGAACCUGUACCAAAAAUUCCUUGGAAAGCCAUUACAUUAGCUGUAUUCUUGUUUGUUAUUGGCACAAUUUUACUUAUAUCAGGUAGUUUAAUAGUUUCAGGACAUAUAGACACUAAAUAUUCAGACCGAUUAUGGCCAAUGAUAGUUUUAGGUGCAAUAAUGUUCCUCCCUGGAGCAUAUCAUAUUAGAAUAGCUUAUUAUGCUUAUAAGGAAUAUCCAGGGUACAGCUUUACUGACAUUCCCGAGUUUGAAUAGAUGUAGGUUAGUAGUUAAUUUUGAUUAACAAUUUGAAUAAUGUAAUUUUUAUGAAAUUAAUUUUUACUGCACUAUCAGUGGCAAGGUGUAGGAACAUGAUAACUUUAAUUAUAGGUUUUCUACUUUUGUCUCAAAUGCUUCACAUAUAAAUUCUAAUUUUUAUGCUUUAAAACAAUGACAAUGAAUAAAACCUAUCUCAAGUUCUUCCUGCCAACCAUGGACAUAAAUAUAUCCUUAGAUAUGGAAUUUUUAUAUGAUAUUAACAUAUUUGAAAUUGCCUUAUGUAAUAUAGAAUGUCUGUUGUUUUUAGUGCUGAAGUACUAGACUAAUGAACGAUUGGAUGUCAAUCAAUUUCCACCUACCAUAGUUAUAUUUAUUACAUUUUUAGAGUAUAUGGGCAGAUAUUUGUAUACUUUGUUUAUUUUAUCUGUAUGCCAGAAUGUAUAUUUGUUUUAAUACAGGCAAACUUGCAAUGGAAACAAGUACCAUUGAUUUUGCCAUUUCAGAGUUAAGCCAUCUAGCACCAAGCUAAAAUAUAUUACUUGCAUAAAUCAAUUAAUUUAAUAUGUUCUUAUUAAAAAUAUUUAUUCAUCAGUCCCUAACUGGUGUGUAUGCUGAUGCAUAAUUGUGUGUGCAUCCACUUCCAUAACUCAUCUGAUGAUGAGUCAUGGAAGUGGAUGGAAUAUGAGUGAAUGUAAGGAUAAAUGCCUAUGGCAUUUGAUUCUUUUUAUCUCUAAAAACUAUUGAUGUAAAGAUAUUGUUUUGUUACAAUUUGUCUUAUAUAUAUCAGGAAAUGUUUCCAUAAAUAAUGCUGUUUCAUUAUAUGUAAAAAGAA
Achroia grisella is the source of this 1435-nucleotide messenger RNA. Its product is annotated as transmembrane protein 230. Lineage: Eukaryota; Metazoa; Arthropoda; Insecta; Lepidoptera; Pyralidae. Bases 214 to 600 code for a protein of 128 amino acids. Gene Ontology annotation, cellular component: endomembrane system. The transcript is spliced from 3 exons. The record is from RefSeq and is a predicted model, not a curated record.